UCUGCAACGCCCCUUUUUCAUUUCAAUCGCUGCGCUCGCUAGCGACGCCGCGAAAAGACAGCGCCUCGGGUGCUCUGCUAAGCUCCUUGGAGUGUAACUGUUAGUUCGGCUGGCUAGCUGCUGGUUUUGCCCUAAGCUGACUGGAGGUGUUGUGUGGUGCAGGUGGCCUUUGAAGACUCGGGAUUCGUGAAGGUUGGGUUGGAAUCUGCAGUGUGAAUAUCGCGGUUCGCCAAUGCCGCCGAGCUGGACGUGCAUACAAGAGUUUGGUGACCAUAAUCAGCGGUGGAACGGGGAUCACAUGAUCCUGUGAAGCAAAAAGCCGUGGUGCGCCCUCUAGGGGGCGCCCCCGCAAACCAUAGGACGAACUCCUGAGGUCCAUGAGGGGCUGGAUUCGCUGGUGGGCCCUCUUGCUGGCCCUGCUGCUCCCUGGACCAUGCUUCAAGGCAGCCGAGAGUCUGGCCCUCUUCGAGAAAUGCAUGCCGGACCUGGGCUGCUUCCGCACUGGCGGCCACUGGUUUCACCUGUUGUACCGGCCGGUGUCGCUACUGCCCGACGACCGGCACCUAGUCAACACCACGUUCCUGCUGUUCACGCGCAGCAACCCCGUGGUGCAGGAGUACCUGCAGUCGGACGUCGACCACCUCGUGCACCACACCGUGUUCCAGCCAAAGAAGCCUACCAAGAUCAUUGUGCAUGGCUUCAUGGACAACAUCCUAGUUGGAAACUGGCUUUUUGAGAUGAAAGACCGCUUCCUGGACACCAUGGACUGCAAUGUGAUAGUGGUUGACUGGCGAGGAGGCAACGUGCUUCCUUACAGUCAAGCCACAGCCAAUGGCAGGGUCGUUGGAGCAGAGAUUGCCUUUCUAGUCAAAACGACGGAGAAAGUGUUGGGGGCGAGCCAAUCAACCUUCCAUUGCAUCGGACACAGCUUGGGAGCCCAGAUCUGCGGCUACGCUGGCUCAAGACUUGGCAACCUCGGUCGGAUCUCAGGACUGGACCCUGCCGGUCCUUUAUUCUACAGGAUGCCCCCCGAUGUCCGGCUGGAUCCGACCGACGCCAACUUCGUCGACGUCAUCCACUCGGAUGCCAGCAAGCCGUACUUCCUUAUUGAAGGCUUCGGAGUAAACCAGAUGGUGGGACACGUUGACUUCUAUCCCAACAACGGCAACAACCAGCCCGGCUGCCAGAGGUACAACUUUCGGAAGUUUGUCGACGAAGGUGGUCUCAUUGAAGGCGUGCGCCGUUUGAGUUCGUGCGACCACAUCCGUUCGCUGGACUACUACAUGGAGUCCAUCACCCGCGACAUGCGCUGCCUUCCGGUGGCCGUGUCGUGUCCCUCCUGGGAGGAGUUCGAGGCCGGCCGGUGCUCGCGCUGCGGCGGCAAGGACUCUCACUGCGCCGUCAUGGGCUUCUACUCGGACCGCAUGAAGACCAGCGCCGAAGGGCAGCGCAUGGGGCGCAAGCUGUACCUCAAGACCAACGACGGCCACCCGUUUUGUUUGCACCAGUACCAGGUGGCUGUCCAGAUGUCCAAGACUCCCAAGAGAGCAGUGUGGGACGCCUUCGGACAACUCUACCUCAACCUAAAGGGAAAGUUUCAUGUCAGGCUUGGAAACAGGCCUCAGGACAUCCGCGGUGGACGUCGGUACACUUACUACGUGACCACCCGGGAGGAAGUUGCGGACGCCGGAGAGCUGGGGCUGAAGUGGAACAACAUGGAUCCGGAGGUGGACAACCAACUGUUCGUGCACUCAGUCAAGCUGCGGCCCUUCGACAGCUACUUCAAGCGGGGCAAGAAGAGUCUGACUCAGACUCUGUACUGCGCCAACAACUCCUACGCUCUUCAAUCGGGGGAGGAGCUGUUCCUGCGAGAAACCGACUCCUGUCCCGACUAUUGAGGCUGCUAUUGGGAGCGAAGCUCUGCGAACAUGUGCCGUGAAGUUCAUUCUCGAGCGUUCCGCGCAGUUCAUCUGUUCCAUCCUUAGGAAAAACAUAGAACUCUUGUCAUUACUCUACCGGAGGAAUGACGUCAUCUGUGCCAUGACAUCGUCAUCGAGAUCAUUCAGUGCCAGCAAGACACUUUCACCCAUUUUUAGUGUGUUUUCAUCUGCAGUGCAUCGUUUCUUUUUAUUUCUCAGGAAAAGCGUGAAGGGCGGAGUACCACUAUAGACCACAUGACGUUUGAUUUAAGCGAACUUUGUGGACGUGCAUCCGUUUGUUGGUGUUGAUGUAAAACAUUACGCUCAACGCCGUGUCACAGCCAGGACAAAUAUUUUUUUUUCCUUGUCGCCAGAAUAAAAACACUCAGGGGUGCCUGGUGCAGUACAAUGUAUUCAGACAUUGCAAUAACUCAUAAACACAAGAUUUGAGCAGCCAUCAUCAAAAGCUCUGUUCCCAGAAUACGCUGAAGUUUCGGUAUCUUUUAAAACUGGUGCUUGGUGUGCCUGCAAGCUUUCCUUUAAGAUUAGGACGUAAACACUUCCUUCUGGAUGCUCUACUGACCGAGCUUAUUUGUCUCUACGUUUUUAGUUAUGACAGUCAUGCGGCAGUCUGCAGACUCUGUGCGUGAUUCAGCAACACUUUGCGAAAUACAUUUCUUGGGUAAUAUUGUAUGAAGGUCGACCAUCGUCAUGCCACUUGGUGUCUGUCCAAUGAAAAUGCAUUUUGCACGAAUUAAAAAAAAGCAUUCUCAAUACCA
Molecule: messenger RNA, 2698 nt
Organism: Rhipicephalus microplus (southern cattle tick)
Lineage: Eukaryota; Metazoa; Arthropoda; Arachnida; Ixodida; Ixodidae
Product: pancreatic triacylglycerol lipase
Biological process (GO): lipid catabolic process
Molecular function (GO): triacylglycerol lipase activity
Source: RefSeq, a predicted model, not a curated record